AUGGCGGACAAGGUUCAUACCGAUACAAACCCUUUCCUACGGCGGCCUCUCUACAUUUACGACCUCCCGACAGAACUGCUGUUAACCCUCACCAUUGCAGGACGAGAACAGUCGCAGCCGCCGCAGCCACAAGAGUCACGACCAGAGGGAAUACCUGCGGACCGAGAGAAUAGUCUCAGCGAAGAUGGCGUUGCGAACUCGACAUCAUGUGCGCUCUGCAGGGUCACCUUCGACAGUGUCCAAGACCAGCGGCUGCAUGUCAAGUCGGAUUUGCACCGGUACAACCUCAAACUCAGCAUAAAACAGACCCCUCCUGUUGAUGAAGCCACAUUUACAAAGAUGAUCGGUGACUUGGACGAGUCUCUCUCGGGAUCAGACUCUGAAGGGUCGGACGAAGAAGAUGAAGAGGUGGCCAAAGGUGGAGACAGCACCCUGACUGCUCUGCUUAGGCGACAGGCCAGGAUAUCUCAUCCACAAGCAAGUGAUGGCACGGAAGACUCUAGCAAGCGGGGUUUCGGUAAUGCGCCAUUAUUAUGGUUAUCAAGUCCCAAGAUCGGAAGCGAUGUUGGACUGGGCGUCUAUCGAGCCGUGUUGUCAAACGAGGAGCAAGAGGAAGCAUCUGUUUCGCUCGUGGAGAUCCUCAAAAAGAAGCAGCUCAAACCAACAGCCGCAAAGCAUAGUGGAAAGACGCACGGGGACGCAUCACACGCUGUGGAGAACGAACCACAUUUUUUCCUGUGCAUGAUCGGAGGCGGCCAUUUUGCGGCCAUGAUCGUCUCUCUGGUGCCUGAAUUGAGGAAAGGCCCAGGCGGAAUUGAGGAGCGUCACCCAGUCGUUAGGGCUCAUAAGACCUUCCAUCGCUAUACCACGAGACGGAAACAGGGUGGCUCUCAAUCGGCAAACGACAACGCGAAAGGAAACGCCCACUCUGCAGGUUCGUCUAUACGGAGGUAUAACGAGAUGGCCUUGGAAGCGGAUGUGAGAGCAGUACUAGCAGAAUGGAAAGGGAUGAUCGAGUCCGCCGAACUGCUCUUCAUUCGUGCAACCGGAAGUACCAACCGAAGAACACUGUUCGGACCUUACGAUGGUCAAGUCCUGAGAAGCAACGACAAGAGGAUACGUGGUUUCCCGUUCAGCACACGGCGGGCAACUCAAGCUGAGCUUUUGCGUUCGUUUCAAGAGCUUACCAGGCUAAAGGUGGGGAAACUUAUUGAGCCGGCUGCUGAAAGACACCCGUCCGAGAAAGCUGCUGCGAAGGAAUCGAAGCCGAAACCUCAAGCGCCGAAGCUUAGUAAAGAAGAGGAGACCGCUCAGUUUCAUACCUCCCAACUCCAAGGUCUAAUCCGGCGCUCAAAGGCACCUGGAGUCUUGCUUUACUUGACGAAGAACGAACUCUCGCCGGAUUUCCCCUUCUUUCCUGCGGCCGACUAUCAUCACGCGCCGACUCCGCUCCACCUCUCUGCGUCGACCAAUUCGCCAGCAUUGGUGUUAGCUUUGCUCAGCAAGGCGCACGCUGAUCCGACUAUCAAGAACGGCGACGGCAAAACGGCGUACGAGAUCGCCGGCGACGCCAAGACCCGAGACGCCUUCCGCAUUGCUCGACACCAACUCGGCGAAAAUGUCUUCGACUGGUCCGCGGCGCAUGUCCCCUCACCUCUCUCACAAGAAGAAGCCGAUGCAAAGGCGGCACAAGAGAAAGCGGCCUCCGACGCCGCGGAAGCUCAGCGCAGGAAAGCUGGUCUGGAACAACUCCGGCUGGAGGAAGAAAAGCGUAAUGUGAACAGGCUAGAAAAGAAAGCCGGAGCUGGCAAGACGCUCGCCGCCGUGGCAGAAAAGACUGGCGCGGAGAAGAGAGAGGAAGAGGUGCGUGGACUGACUCCCGAGAUGCGCAUGAGGCUGGAGAGGGAACGCAGGGCGAGAGCGGCUGAAGAGCGGAUCAGGCGUAUGCAGGGCACGGGCUGA
This is a messenger RNA of Fonsecaea erecta, 1962 nucleotides long. RefSeq lists its product as hypothetical. Lineage: Eukaryota; Fungi; Ascomycota; Eurotiomycetes; Chaetothyriales; Herpotrichiellaceae. The transcript has a single exon. The coding region runs from base 1 to 1962 and encodes 653 amino acids. The record is from RefSeq and is a predicted model, not a curated record. Gene Ontology annotation, molecular function: protein binding.